Molecule: messenger RNA, 1017 nt
Organism: Parascedosporium putredinis
Lineage: Eukaryota; Fungi; Ascomycota; Sordariomycetes; Microascales; Microascaceae
Source: the annotation of a GenBank genome assembly
AUGGUUUCAUAUCUCUUAGUGGCACCACACCAUACCCUUGAGGCUUCGUUUCAAAUCUCGGAAUCCUACCCCAUCGCCAACGACCCGUUUUGUAUGGUUGCGGCCGAGGUCAACCUCUUUUCUGGCCGCCCACGCAAGCCACCACCGCUUCACUACUAUUCAGAGGUCCAAACCACCUCGGGUGCCAUGCAGCUACCACAUGAUCACCAAUACGAACAGUACAUAUCCGCUGCCUCUAACGCGGCUUCCUUGCACGACACAAUUCCCACACAGCAGACUAUGAUGCGACAUCGUGCCUCGUCCGGGGCAUGGUCAAAGGAAGACGACGAUACCUUGAUGAGCGCACGCGCAUCUGGUCUCAACUGGAGCCAGAUCCAGAUGAAGUACUUCAGCGGCAAGUCCCCCAACGCUUGCCGCAAGCGCCACGAGCGCCUGAUCGAGCAGAAGACGGCAGACAACUGGAACAACUGCCCAGAUGGGCGAAAAUGCAUGUCGCACGGCCUGAAGAACCUGCAAAGCGCUUCCAGGUCUGGCACGAGGCGGCAACGUCUCGAGACCGGCCAAAUUCAAGGGUACGAUGAUGAUAGUGGUAUCAGUGGCAUCGGCCUAACACCAGUUGACGGCCUAGACGCAUCGUACAGCAGCCCCGAGACAACGGCGUCCGGCCCGCACUCUAGCAGCGGCGUCAGCACCGCCUCCGGCUACCAGAUGAGCGCUCAUCCACAGCUCCACGCCCUCAGCCACGGCCACCCUGCUAGCCACUACGGCUACUCCCACUCCACGGGGCCGCACCACGGCUACACCUCUUCUGUUUCGUCCACGGGCACUUCGGCGGGGGCCUAUGCCAGCAGCGGACCCCAAUCGCACGCAUCGAGCGAGUCCUCAUUCAUGAGCCAUGAGCACCACAUGGGAGCGCGGCUCUCGAGCGCCGACAUGGGUAUCGAGGCCAUCAUCAACAGGAAUCCGGGCCACGGGCCAUUCCUGAGCGGCUCUAACUUCGACGGAGCCUUGGCCUAG